Cydia fagiglandana is the source of this 1294-nucleotide messenger RNA. RefSeq names its product malate dehydrogenase, mitochondrial-like. The transcript is spliced from 6 exons. Lineage: Eukaryota; Metazoa; Arthropoda; Insecta; Lepidoptera; Tortricidae. The record is from RefSeq and is a predicted model, not a curated record. Bases 56 to 1294 code for a protein of 412 amino acids. Gene Ontology annotation, molecular function: L-malate dehydrogenase (NAD+) activity. Gene Ontology annotation, cellular component: mitochondrion; cytoplasm. Gene Ontology annotation, biological process: tricarboxylic acid cycle.
AGCAUGCCAAAUUAUCCAGCAACAAAUUUAUAAAAAUUUCAAACCCAAAAACAGGAUGACAUCACUCACAGUAUUAACCGGUUGGCAAUUUUUGUCCAGCUUCAAGACCCGUUCAAAUCUCGUCGUUUGGAGUGUAUCCUCACUUCGGUGGUACGCGAAGCACAAGCCACCAUGUGACCCUCUUAAAGAAAACCCUCCAUGUAGAAGAGCGUAUGUUGAUAUACCUCCAGAAGUAGACCCCAAAUGUCCUGAACCUUGUGAUCCUUACGAGAAGCAGAAAGGCAUUUUGCAUAAAAUUAAAUUACGGAUUACUGAAGGAGGGACUAACUUUGGCACUCCAUUCCGCUGGCUUGAGUGUAAGCCAUGCAAAGCCGAAGAAGAAGAGCCAGAAAAGGAAGAGACCACUAAAGAAGUUGUGGAAAAGCCUAAGAAAGAGGUUAUUCCUUGUGUGGAAGAGAGACCAGGCUUGCAGGUGUCAGUGCUCGGCGCAGAUACUGGUGUUGGGCAAUAUGUGGCACUGUUGCUCAAGCAGUGCCCGUAUAUGAAAAAAUUGCGUCUCUAUGAAUCAAAAUGUCCCGAUGGCUGCACCCGAUGCCUGGGAAAUAUAGUGCAAGAUCUGCUGCACAUUAACACCAACUGCCGCAUCGAGGCGUUCAGUUGCCAGAACUAUGAGCUGGAACGGUGUUUGCAGUACUCGGACAUAGUGCUAAUGUUGGACUCGGCGUACGUGACCAGAAACAUGCCGGUUGAGGACCGGUUUGCUGCGCAAGCGCCCCUAGUCAAGUGCUAUACGGACGCGAUUGCCACCGAGUGUCCGAAGGCGUUUAUUAUAGUUGCCGCUACGCCUAUAGAGUGUAUGGUGCCUAUUGUCGCUGAGACGCUAAGAUCAACCGGCUGGUACGACCCAGCGAAAGUGCUGGGCUCGCUAGCCGUGCCCGAGAUGAGGGCCAGCACCCUGGCCGCGUUGUCCCUUGGCCUAGAGCCCCGGUACACGAAGGUCCCGUGCGUUGGAGGCACGGAAGGAGAAUCCUUAGUGCCGCUGUUUUCUAGGGCCGUCGACUACUAUGAAUUUUGCGAGCAAACCGCCGAGUACAUGACACAAUGCGUCCGGUCCGCCGAUGAAGCUAUACUGCGUUGCGAGGGCCACUGCGCGAGAUGCUCAGACCUCAGCGAGGCGCAUGCGCUGACCAAGCUAGUCAGCCAGGUUGCCCAAGCGUUGCUAUGCGUCGACAUACCCAGAGUCACGGGUUUUGUUGAGACGAAUUCCGUUCAACAGGUCUCACCAGCUAAGUAA